This is a messenger RNA of Cherax quadricarinatus, 1214 nucleotides long. RefSeq names its product exosome component 1 Csl4 (gene Csl4). Gene Ontology annotation, cellular component: nuclear exosome (RNase complex); cytoplasm. The record is from RefSeq and is a predicted model, not a curated record. NCBI's taxonomy places the organism in Eukaryota, Metazoa, Arthropoda, Malacostraca, Decapoda, Parastacidae. Gene Ontology annotation, molecular function: RNA binding. Gene Ontology annotation, biological process: RNA processing.
CUCACAGCGGGAACCAGUACGUGAUGCAGCGUAAGCUGUCACUCGCCCUUAUAAACCCAACAAGAAGAAACCUUGCAGUUCCAAACUGCAUUUAUCCUGAAAAAGUUUUCCAUUUCCUGUACAUAUGGACAGGCAUACACUGUGUUCAAAAGAUUCUUGGCUGGCCAUAAACCAUCGCUAAUAACUCGAUCUGUUUGAGCAGCUUAAGAACAAGGACCGCCACACUGAAGAAGCAGCAUUGUGAUCGGAGAAGCUUAGAAAAUAUCAAGUGUCACAGAUCUGGAGUAAUUUGGCAGGCAUCAUGAAGUCUGGUAAUGGACACAUUGUUUGUGUGCCAGGACAGAGAAUAUGUGAAGUAAGUGGUAACAUUCUGGCAGGUGAAGGCACCUACACCUUCAACAAGUACAUCUAUGCCUCUUUAGCUGGACAAGUCACAGUUGUACCCACAGAAGAUGGCCAAGUUGUUAAGGUUACCUUGGGACGACAAGGUACAGUGAUGCCAGAAGCUGGUAGUGUUGUAACCUGCCGUGUUUUGAGUGUCAACCCUAACCAAGCAACAGUGCUAAUCAUCUGUGUUGGUUCUAACAAGUUGCAUUCACCUGUCUCUGGCACUGUCAAGAAACAGAAUGUUCGAGACUACCAAAUUGACACUGUAGAGAUGUACAAUUGUUUUCGUCCAGAUGACAUUAUUUUAGCAGCUGUUCUCUCACUUGGUGACCUACGGAACUACGAGCUCUCUACUGCUGGCACUGAGUUGGGAGUAGUAACUGCCUAUUGUGAAGAAGGUCAUCCACUAGUCCCUGCCUCAUGGACAACAAUGAAAUGCAAAUGUCGAACAGAACGAAGAAAAGUCGCAAAAGUAAUGCCACCUAAAAGUACAAGUGCAUGAAAAGAAAAUAGUUAUUAAAAAUUCUUCAAAAAUCAAGUAGUAUUAUAGCACACAAAUACUACACUUACAAAGAAUGUAAUGCGAGACCCAUUUGGAGUGCUCUGCAGCAUUUUAGUUAUUUAUUAAAUUUAUUUUGCAAAAGCUGUUUUAUUUGGUUAAAUAUAUACAUGUACUAGUACUACUAAUAAUAAUAAUAACAAUAAUAAUUACAUAAUCAUAAUACUUAAAAUAUAAAAAUUAUUUGUGUAAAAAUAUACCAUUAAGGAUAAUGCAUAUAUUAUACUGUAUAGGUAAUUUCUGUUCACAAAUAAAUGGUGAUGUUCAA